UCUCCUCCCCUCUGUCCUCCUGUCUCCACCUCCCGGGGAUGUCCAGUAACCCACAGACUCGCAGCUCACACAGACACUUGUGCUGAGGACAGUGAGGUGGGCAGAUAGACAUUGGGAUCAUCUGUACAACAGGACAGAAAUCUGCCUGCUUCUAUCUACAGGAGUUCUGCCGGAGCAUCACUGCCAGAGCUGUAGUUACCUCCUCAGAUCCAGAGUGCCAGCCGAGGACAUCAGGUGCCCAGUGGUUUCUGGGGCAGCUGUGGGACUAUCAAGGUCUACAUGGGAAUGUUAAGCUGUGACCCACAAGAGGAAAAAUCUGUCCCUGGCCAGAAACACCUCCAUACCCCCUUCUUCAUCACAGACAUCCUAAACCAUGCAAAGGUGCAGCAGGUCAAAGAAGGAACCCAGGAGCCUGGAAUGAAGGAGAAAGGAGAUACAGGCUUGACAUUGCCAUCUGACAGUAUGGUGUCUGGGCCAGAAAUUAAAGCAGAAACCUCUCCAGGUGAACCAGAGGAGCUCCCAGAGAAAGAGGAGAAUCAGGAAACUCAAAAUGUCCCAUCUGUGACCAACUGCAAGCCCCGCCGUGCCCGUACUGCCUUUACAUAUGAGCAGCUUGUGGCCCUCGAGAGCCGUUUCCGAAGUAGCCGAUACCUGUCGGUGUGUGAACGGCUGAGCCUAGCUUUAACCCUUCACCUUACAGAGACACAAGUGAAGAUCUGGUUCCAGAACCGCAGAACCAAAUGGAAAAAGCAACAACCUAUAGGAAGCUUGGAAGGGAGGGGAUGCAGCAUACAAAACUGUCCCACCAUCCCUGGUCCUCGGUUUACCCCACCCCUCCCAAACUACCCCUGUGCUACACAUAUACCCCAUAUUGGUGCUGGGGCAAACCACCUCUCUCCUUUCCCAGGUAUCUUUUUCUCUCCUCCUUCCACUUCCUUUGGACUAUCUCCUACAGGUGCCACCUAUCCCCAGUUUAUAGGUUCAUCCCGAUUCACAUCCUAUUACAGCUCAUCUCUCUGACUGCACAUGGGUCCUACCACUGACUUGGCUAAAUGACACUACAAUAACAAAUAUUAUGGAACUGCACUGGAUGAUGCGACUGUGAAUUCAGAAAUAUCACAUUGGGAACAUAUAUAUGAUGCAAAGGACAGAAGGUUUUUACAUGUUUAAAUGGUGCGCUUCUAAAACAGGGCUGUUUUGUUGAAGUAUAUUAAAGCAAACUCCUGCUUGAGAUAAAACCAGGAAUGGCCCAAAAGCACAGUUUUGUGGCACAAUUAGGCACAAAGCCCAAAACAGCCCUCUUCUGCUUCUGUCUGGUACAGUGCAUUGCCUCUGGGUGUAGGGUACUUUUAAGGGAACUGAAAGUCAGUUUUGCCUGCAUGUUAAGCCAUGCCUGGACUGGCAAUCUGUGGGUUCUGGCAAAUGCCAGAGGGGCUGCUGUAAGAUACCAUAGAAAGUCACUAUUUAUUAGGCUGGUGGGGGGGGUUUGGGCCUCUGUGUACUUGUGCCAGGGUCUAUUUUGUAUCCCUAUGAAGACCUGUGUUGAACCUUAAGCCCCAUAUGUAAUAAAAGGCACUAAGUUUGCCCAGGUGCAGAAACUCAUAGCAACCAAUAAGAUGUAACAGGGGAGCAGUAAAUGCUACUUGCUGACUGUUUGCUAUGGCUUACUGCUCCUGGGCAAACUUAGUGGGGGUCAUUUAUAAACACUGGGCAAAUUUGCACCUGGGCAGUAACU
Molecule: messenger RNA, 1735 nt
Organism: Xenopus tropicalis (tropical clawed frog)
Lineage: Eukaryota; Metazoa; Chordata; Amphibia; Anura; Pipidae
Gene: nkx1-2
Product: NK1 homeobox 2
Exons: 2
Coding region: 280-1020 (246 amino acids)
Biological process (GO): regulation of DNA-templated transcription
Cellular component (GO): nucleus
Molecular function (GO): DNA binding; DNA-binding transcription factor activity, RNA polymerase II-specific
Source: RefSeq, a predicted model, not a curated record